AUGGACCAACAAAGAAUCUUCUCUCCCUUCAAUGGGAUAAGCAAUAUUGGGUCAAGGACCAAAAGGAUUGGGGUCAUCCUUGAAGAACACAACUUUUCUUGUGGCUUCUUCUGUAAAGGAAGUUGUAAAUCUUACCUCUUUGCCAUUCUUCUCAAUCAAUAUGAUCUGAGAUCAAAGCCAAGUGAUAACUACAAUCAGAGGAACCCUGGCUAUCUGGCUCCAGAAUCGCUGGGCUCAAUUAUCAACGAAAAAGGGGUGAAGCCCCUGAACGAACGGGGGUCCGGGGGCAGCGCCCCUGGGAGCGGGGUCCAAGGGGCGGCAGCCCCUGGCGGGGUCCAAGGGGCAGAGCCCCUGGCUGGGAUCGAGCUGAUUUUCCAGAUAAUUGACCAUUGCAAAUCUCGAUCCCUCCAGUUCGUAUCUCACCGGCCGAAGGAAAAGACCGACCAACUUGACACCGACCACCACCUCCCUCCGCCCUCUUCUGUCGAGUCACUCCAGCAAUCACCGAUGCCACUUUUUCCCUCCUUUGUCUUCGCCGGUAGAAGACCAAACAAAAGCAUUAGAGGCUACCGGAGCUCCUCCCUCUGCCACCCACUGCCUCUUUCCCAUCGAGAAACACCACCACCACCAACGAUGCAUGAAGGAGUCGAUUUUUCUGGCGGUUCAAGCCUUCAAUCGGGGUUGUGGGGGUUGAGAAGGGUAGCAACAGCCGGAGAGGGUGCUUCUGGUGGUGUUUCUCAGCAGAAGGCGGAAGGGAAGGGGAUAUGGAGGUGGCAGCAGUGGGGAACUGGGAAAACAUCACCGGUGAUUCUAGUUCUUUGA
Messenger RNA from Lactuca saligna, 822 nucleotides. NCBI's taxonomy places the organism in Eukaryota, Viridiplantae, Streptophyta, Magnoliopsida, Asterales, Asteraceae. The record is from the annotation of a GenBank genome assembly.